Molecule: messenger RNA, 4529 nt
Organism: Marasmius oreades (fairy-ring Marasmius)
Lineage: Eukaryota; Fungi; Basidiomycota; Agaricomycetes; Agaricales; Marasmiaceae
Exons: 14
Coding region: 164-4381 (1405 amino acids)
Biological process (GO): transmembrane transport
Cellular component (GO): membrane
Molecular function (GO): ABC-type transporter activity; ATP binding; ATP hydrolysis activity
Source: RefSeq, a predicted model, not a curated record
CACUUAGGUACGAUUUCAAACACCGGCUGCAUGCGGCUGAAUGGGUAGAAUAUGACCACCACGGAAUGACUCCCGCGCACACUUACAAAUCCCAUACGUACUGCUGUAAGCUUGAGUUUCUUUUUAAAGCUCCAUUGUCAAGUGUUCUUUUCCAUUGCCCUCGAUGACUAGCAGCAACGAGCUCAACGAGAAGGGUGCCGAGAUCAAGGGUCGCCGUCAGCUGUUUUCCAAGAAACCGCCUCCACCACCAAAAUCGUCAAUCGAUGAUGCUGAUAUCAUUCCAGAGGUUAACGCAAAUAUUUUCAGCAUCAUUAUCUUUGGAUGGAUUACCCCUCUCUUACGACUUGGCUACGACCGUCCUUUAGAAGCUUCCGAUUUAUACAAACUCCAGGAUGAACGUUCUGCGGCCUACAUUGGCAAUAGGAUUCUCGAAGCUUGGGAACGGAGACAGAGAGUAGCCAAUGAGCAUAAUGCCCGUCUUGCCAAUGGCGAAAUCUCACCUGGGUGGAGGAAAGUUUGGUGGACUGUCUGUCGUGGAAGGGAAGAACGGGAGAAACAUUGGAGAGAAGUUUCCGGGAAAAGGAAACCAAGUCUCGCUCUGGCCAUGAACGACAGCGUCAAGUGGUGGUUCUGGUCAGGCGGCUUGUUCAAGGUUCUCGGUGACACCGCCCAAAUCACUUCCCCGUUACUCGUCAAAGCCAUUGUCAAUUUCGCUACAGAUUCCUACCGGGGCCAUCUCACAGGAGGUCCAGUUCCAUCCGUUGGAAAAGGUAUAGGCAUGGCUUUUGGCUUACUCGGCCUUAACGUCUUUGCCUCGCUCUGCACACACCACUUUUUCUAUCGGACAGCUUCUACCGGUGUUUUGAUUCGAGGGGGUCUCAUCAACGCUAUCUACCAAAAGUCCCUUAGACUCACCGCGCGCUCCCGUUCAAAACUACCUAACGGCCUCAUCAUGAAUCAUAUUUCGACGGACGUCUCCCGAAUCGACUUUGCUGCGGGAUUCUUUCACAUGUCCUGGACUGCUCCAAUCCAAAUGAUUAUAUGCCUCAUAUUACUUCUGCUCAAUCUCGGUCCUUCUGCCCUCGCAGGUUUCGGAUUUUUUAUCAUUUUGAUCCCUCUACAAACCUACAUCAUGAAAAGUCUAUUCAAACUACGGGCUCAAUCUAUGCAAUGGACGGAUAAACGCGCGAAACUUUUACAGGAGCUCUUGAACGGGAUGAAAAUUAUCAAGUUUUUUGCAUGGGAAGUGCCUUUCCUAGACAGAAUCACAGGAUUUCGCAGAAACGAGAUGAAGUACAUUCGUAGUCUACUCGUUGCGAGGGCUGGCAUGAAUGCCGUCGCGAUGGCUUUGCCUGCUUUGGCUUCCGUACUCGCUUUCGUCACGUAUUCGCUAUCCGGUCAUUCUUUGGAUCCAGCAAACAUCUUCGCCUCAUUGACCUUGUUCAAUUUGCUAAGACUGCCUUUGAUGAUGCUUCCCGUCUCUCUAAGCUCAAUUGCUGACGCAUCGAACGCCACAAAGCGUCUCUACGGCAUCUUUGAAGCAGAAACCCUCGAGGAAACUCGUAUCAUUGACGAAACAGUUGAUUAUGCUGUUAUAGUUCCCGAUGGAUCGUUCACUUGGGAUGCCCCUCCCCCAGAUUCUCCAUCUGACAAGAAAAAGUCAAAGGGUGGCAAGAAACCGACCAUUGCACCCACCGCCGAAAAACCAACGGAGGACUUUAGGCCCUUCACACUCCCCCACGUCUCUCUUACCAUUCCUCGAGGCCAGUUAGUCGCCAUCGUAGGCCCAGUCGGAAGCGGUAAAUCCAGUCUUCUCCAAGCUCUCAUUGGUGAGAUGCGUCAGACGAACAGGACCUCCGCUACUUCUGUACGGUUCGGUGGGACGGUUUCGUAUUCGCCCCAAACGGCAUGGAUUCAAAACGCUACGAUUCGGGAUAACGUGACAUUUGGAAGGCCGUUUGAUGAAGUCAAAUACCAAGAGGCAUUGAGGAAGAGUUGUUUGGAGAGGGAUUUGGAGAUGUUGCCGUACGGGGAUUUGACAGAGGUUGGGGAGAAAGGGAUCAGUCUUUCUGGGGGUCAGAAACAGAGGAUUAAUAUUGCGAGAGGGGUUUAUUCGGAUGCGGAAGUGCAGAUUUUUGAUGACCCACUGUCGGCUCUGGACGCGCACGUAGGAAAAGCGGUAUUCCGGAAUGUGUUGCUCAACCCUAUGAAUUCAUCAUCUUCCAAACCGAAAACAAGGAUACUCGUCACACAUGCUCUACAUUUCUUACCUGAAGUGGAUUACAUCUACGUUCUUGACGAAGGGAAAAUUGUAGAGAGGGGAACUUAUGAGGAGCUUAUGAAUGCUGGAGGGGAGUUUAGUAAGUUUCUUGAGGAGUUUGGUGGAGGUGCUGGAGAGGGGGAGGAUCUUGAUGAGGCGGAGAAACAGAAGGAGUUGGAGGUUGGUGUGCCAGGUCAAGACUCAGAGGAAGAAGAGGUUAAAAAGCCUCUUGCUACUUCCGCGGCGAUAAUGCAAGCAGAGGAGAGGAAUACGGGAGCUGUCAAUGCCGAUAUAUACAAGGCUUAUUUCAGAGCUGGGAAUGGGAAGUGGAUCAUUCCGGUUUUGGUGUUGGCGUUGUGUCUGGUACAGGCAUCGACUGUGCUGUCUUCGUAUUGGUUGGUUUAUUGGGAGGAGAAUCAUUUUAACAUGUCGUCGGGGGUUUAUAUGGCCAUAUACGCAGUUCUAGGCGUUGCACAGGCCGUUUUUAUGUUCAUUAUGGGAAGUACGUUUGCUAUGUUAACGUACUUUGCCUCGCAAAGGUUGCAUAGGGCGGCUAUUCGGAGAGUUAUGAACGCACCCAUGUCGUUCUUUGAGACUACUCCCCUGGGUCGAAUCAUGAACCGUUUCUCUAAAGACAUUGACACAAUCGAUAACCUCCUCGGUGAUGCUCUCCGUAUGCUCACUGCCACAACCUCCAAUAUCCUCGGAGCGAUCAUCCUCAUUUCCAUCCUCCUGCCUUACUUCCUAGUCCCGGUCUUUGUCAUCCUCUCCGUCUACCUUUACGCAGCCCAUUUCUACCGUGCUUCAGCUAGAGAAUUUAAACGCCUCGAUUCGAUUUUGAGGAGUGAGUUGUAUGCGCACUUUAGCGAGAGCCUUUCGGGCUUGGCUACUGUUAGGGCGUAUGGCGAAGCAGGGAGGUUCUUGAAGGAGAAUGAGAGGAGGAUCGAUGUUGAGAAUCGGGCGUAUUGGUUGACGGUCACGAACCAGCGCUGGCUUGGAAUUCGACUAGAUUUCCUUGGGACUUUGCUGACGUUUGCUGUCGCCAUACUCACGGUUGGAACGCGGUUCAGCAUUUCACCUGCACAGACCGGUGUCGUCUUAUCGUAUAUUUUGAGUAUUCAACAAUCAUUCGGUUGGCUCGUUCGUCAAUCCGCGGAAGUCGAGAACGACAUGAACUCUGUCGAACGGAUUGUUUACUAUGCUGAUCACGUUGAACAGGAGGCUGCUCAUGAGCUUCCUGGGGACGGAAAGGCAAAAAUUGGCUUAUGGCCAACGGAGGGCAAGGUGGAAUUUAAAGAUGUGGUUAUGAGUUAUAGACCUGGGUUGCCUGCUGUUCUUAAAGGGAUAUCACUAACCGUCACCCCAGGCGAGAAAGUUGGCAUCGUUGGACGCACGGGAGCAGGGAAAAGUAGUUUGAUGACAGCCCUCUACAGGAUUGUGGAACUUUCCGAGGGGACGAUUGAUAUCGAUGGAAGGGAUAUUUCAAAAGUGGGAUUGACGGAGCUGAGGAUGGGACUUUCGAUUAUACCUCAAGAUGCUCUUUUAUUUUCGGGAACUCUGAGAACCAAUCUCGAUCCGUUCAAUCUACAUGACGACGCUAAGCUUUGGGAUGCGUUGAAGCGGUCAUAUCUCGUCGAGUCGGAGUCACGAAAAGGGAACAAAGAUGAAGAUGCGAGUACGAUCGAAGACGAAGGUUCCCAUACGCCUACUGGCGCUACGAAAUUUACGCUUGAUACGGUUGUGGAAGAUGAAGGAAAUAAUUUGUCUAUUGGUCAACGCUCCUUGGUAUCCUUGGCACGAGCGUUGGUGAAAGAUACUAAAGUGUUGAUUCUUGAUGAGGCAACGGCUUCGGUCGAUUAUGAAACGGACAGCAAAAUUCAAGAUACGAUUGCUCAUGAAUUUAAGGAUAGAACUAUUCUCUGCAUUGCUCACCGACUACGCACGAUCAUAUCAUAUGACAGAAUAUGUGUUUUGGAUGCCGGACAGAUCGCAGAGUUUGAUACACCUGCGAAUCUUUACGAACGAAAUGGAAUAUUUAGAGGGAUGUGCGAGAGGUCUGGGAUUUCGUUGGAGGAUAUUCGGAUUGCGAGGAAGGGGAGACAGGUUGAGGAGGAUGACUAGACAUUUAUUCUUAAUUUUUCUACUAAAUCUUUAAUACCCGUUACUACUCAUAAACGAUUUUGUUGUACAACGAGUUUUCUAUUCGCCUCACGACACUUUGAAUGCAUGUAAAGUAAUGAUACAGCUCAUACACGGUCGUACUGCCUCA